AGAAAUUCAGGCGAAUGGGUUUCUUGGACAACUUUUCCGGUCGCAGCGUUCUUGGCGCCGCGCUGAGCCUCUCGGUGACCACCAUCGGCGCUGGUGUCCUCGCCCUCCCUUCCGCUUUCCAAGACGGCGGCAUUGUCUUUGUACUUGCCAUCUUUGCGUUGGUGGGCACGUUGACCGUGUUGUCGAUCGACUACCUAAUCCGCUGCGUCGACUGCCUGCACCUCAAGUCGUAUGAGGACAUCUCGCGUGAGCUGUUGGGUCGCUACUGCGAGGAAGCGGUGCGUUGGGUUCUCAUCGUCUACAACGUCGGCAUUGCCGCCGGCUACAUUGUCGUGAUUGGUGAGAUUUUCACGUCGCUGCUGCCUAUCAUCCAACCCUACAUGCCGUUCCUGACCGAUAGAAUCCACGUGAUGCUCUUCGCGUGGGCCUUUGUGAUGUUGCCGCUCUCCUGCAUCCCUCACAUCACAAAGAUGAACUACAUCUCGUUUGUGGCCAUCUCUGCGACCUUUCUCAUUUCGGGGAUCAUCGUUUACCGUUACUUUGUUCCGAUUGAUGGGAAGCGCAACGCCCACAAGGUGGUGUACUUUUCCAUGAGCGAAAAGGCGCUGUUGGCGCUGCCGGUGCUGAUGUUCUCGUUCGACUGUCAGUCGCUUUCGUUUCAAAUAUACACCAAUUUGGGAAAGGUCACGCGCAGAAACAUGUUUAAUGUGUCCGUCGUGAGCGUCGUCAUCACCAGCGUCGUCUACGCCGCGGUGGGUAUCUUUGGAUACCUGACAAACGCCCCGCACAUCACCGGCAACGUUCUCACCAACUACGAUCCUCUCAAGGACCACCUCUUUGCCCUUGGUGAAGCGAUCUACUCCUUGACGGUGAUCAGCGCGUACGUACUGGUGCUGUUCCCCAGUCGCGACGCCGUCUUCAUCCUGCUGUUCGGCUUCAACACCAACACACACGAGCUCGCCCACGAGGCCAUCAGCCCGCGGCAGAACCUCGUCGUCAGCAUUUUGCUCUCAGUGCUCAGCAUCGUGCUCGCCCUGCGUGCGCCGGGCAUCAUCUUCAUCAUUGCCCUUCUCGGUGGCCUUUGCAGCAGCACGCUUUGCUUUGCCUACCCAGCCGCCUUUCGCGUUAUGUUGCACGUUAGAGGACUUGACCGCUGCAAACCGCUCGAGUUCGCCCUUGCCGUCUUCAUGUUUGUCUUUGGCGUCGUUGGCGGUAUUGUAGGCACCUUCAUUGCCAUCCGCAUCUGA
Leptomonas pyrrhocoris is the source of this 1247-nucleotide messenger RNA. RefSeq names its product putative mitochondrial amino acid permease. Gene Ontology annotation, molecular function: amino acid transmembrane transporter activity. Gene Ontology annotation, biological process: amino acid transmembrane transport. The transcript has a single exon. The record is from RefSeq and is a predicted model, not a curated record. Bases 15 to 1247 code for a protein of 410 amino acids. NCBI's taxonomy places the organism in Eukaryota, Euglenozoa, Kinetoplastea, Trypanosomatida, Trypanosomatidae.